Messenger RNA from Seminavis robusta, 1497 nucleotides. NCBI's taxonomy places the organism in Eukaryota, Bacillariophyta, Bacillariophyceae, Naviculales, Naviculaceae. The record is from the annotation of a GenBank genome assembly.
AUGGGUGGUUGUAUGAGCAAGGAUCCAGUCUCUCGAUCGGCCGACGUCGACGUCUUCAAUGACACGAGCACCAACACCGACCAAGAAGACGGCAAGUUCUGUUUGGAUGACGAAUAUUCGUUCAAUGAACUGAUCGAAAAGGUUUUCAAGAUCGAGCGCGACUGUAUCGUGGACGAUGAUGCUGGCGCCGUUUGUGGCAGAAUCAAUUCCGUCUACGAGACCACCACUUUUAUGGGAGACAAAAUCAUUGUCGUCCAGUGCAUGACCAUCCGAUCGAACGGCAAGGUAUUUUUCCGAUCAUCAAUGAGCUCGUACGUGCGAGAGUAUCCUGGUAAAGCAAAGCUCUCGGAGCUCAGCAUCCGCCCUGUUCUUUUGGGCGAGAAAGAAAAACUGGCCGAUCGUGGGAGAAAGUUCGCCAAGUGUGGACUCGGUGCUCACUACAUGAUGUACACUGACAAGAUGAUUGUACGCACCUGUUUUGGAUCCCAACAAAUCUCGGCGGAGGGCCGCGUGAUGGUGGAUACCGCUUCCUUUUUGCACUUCAAUCCGGACUAUGGCGAUCGUCAUGCUCGUCGUUAUGGCUGCGGUGAUGAGAUGGAUGUGUGCGGGCAUGGAGGAGGCAGUGGCAGCGAAAAGAUGUUCUCUACUGAAAUCCCCGAAGGCAGCUUACACUUGUGUUGGCCGACGUUGAGUGGCUUCAGUUUGAAGUCCAAGAGGUGGGGUGAACUUUCCUUGAAGCACUUGGAGGAAAUCAAGUUCAACGAAGACGCUUUCGAUAUGCUGGUCCUUGCAAACGAGUCCAAAGAAAUGGUCCGCGGCUUUGUAAAGAACAUUCACAAGGACGAACAGUUUACGGAUAUCAUCCAAGGAAAGGGAGGAGGAUGCAGCUUUCUAUUGCAGGGACCUCCAGGUGUGGGCAAGACGCUCACGGCUGAGGCCGUCUCGGAGUGUUUGCAUCGUCCUCUUUACUGCAUUGAUGUCGGCGAGCUUGGCGUCACCCCUGAAGCCCUGGAACAGCGACUCAAGAAGAUUCUGGAAGUCGCCGAGCGUUGGGAUGCUGUGGUUCUCAUUGACGAGUGCGAUAUCUUUUUGGCCAGUCGAACCAAAGACGACGUCCUCCGCAAUGCUAUGGUCGGGAUCUUCCUUCGGCUCCUCGAGUAUUACAAUGGUAUCCUCUUUUUGACCAGCAAUCGCGCCGAGGAUAUGGAUGAAGCCUUCCAAAGCCGCAUCAGCGUCACGAUCGAGUACGGUGCCUUGGACGCGCCCACCAGAAAGCAGAUUUGGUCCAACCUCCUGGGCGCUGCGGGCACCAAACACAGCGAUGGUCUUGUGGAUCUGGAUCGUUUGGCGGACUACGACUUGAAUGGUCGACAAAUCAAGACGGCCAUUCGUCUGGCCAAAUCGUUGGCCAGCACCGCAAACGAACCGAUGAGCGAUAAGCAUGUGAUCCAGACCAUCCAGUAUUCUCAUGGAGGCAAAGACCAGAAGGAAGGUUGA